Molecule: messenger RNA, 2550 nt
Organism: Neodiprion fabricii
Lineage: Eukaryota; Metazoa; Arthropoda; Insecta; Hymenoptera; Diprionidae
Product: spidroin-2-like
Exons: 3
Coding region: 328-1230 (300 amino acids)
Source: RefSeq, a predicted model, not a curated record
CAUAUACACAGGUAUGUACACUGUACACACGUUUGGAAAUAGAGAGACGACACAGAAAUCGGGUAUAAAACUGGAGACGGACACCGAUGAUGCUUCAGUCACAUGACAGCCGUCCACUUGGCACAAUCCACUCGAGACAAUUAGUCUAAGAGUAAUUAUACGCACGUGACAUUUCAAAAAAAAAAAACAAACAAAAAAAAAAAAAAUAGUCUAAACGUGUUUUCUCCAAGACAGACUGCGAGGAAACAAAAAUAAUUUGUCGUUGUUGAGAGGAAAUAUUUUUUACACGGCCUUACUAAGUGAAGAAGAAACACACGUACGAACAAAAUGAAGAUAAUCUUGGCCUUGGCGAUAUUCUUUAUAUCAGCUCGAUCGGAGUCUGGUUUCUAUUUUCCUGACCAGUUGUCAGCGCACGCAGCGAGUCAUAGCGAAGCCAGUUUCAACGGUCAGGGAAACGCUUGGGCCCAGAGCCAGAGUAACGCUGAUGCCCAGAACAAUCGGGAUGGUGGACCCGGUAGACCCGGCGGACCGGGUCAAUUUCAACCCGGAAAUGCACCACCGCAAUUCGCUGGUCCGAGCCAAGGAGGAUUUUACCCCGGAAAUAAUCCGCCGCCUUCAUUCGGUCCUGGCCGUGAUCAGGGUGGAUCAGCAAACGCCAUCAGCCAGGCGAACGCGCAGGGAUUCGGCGGAAACUAUCAGCAAGCGGGACUCGGGUUCGCGCAGCAGGGUUGGAACUCGAAUGGGUUGUCCAAUUCGAACGCUCAGAGUCAGGCGGCUGCGCAGAGCAGCGGAAACGGCGGCUUCGCGAAUUCUCAGACCAAUUCACAGGCCCAAGGCGGAUUGGCGCAGAGUCAAAGUAACGCGCAGUCUCAGUUGAGCGGAUUCGACGGCAAAGGUUACCCGUACAAUUCGAUCGCAGGUUCGACUUCCGGUAGCCAGUCAAACGGCGCUGGGGGCUCGAGCGCUGCCAGCGCCGCCAGUGCAGCAUCAACGAGCUUUGUAGGGGGCAUUCCAGUCGCCAGCGCAAGCGCAGCAGCUGCAGCAGCAUCCGCGGGAAUCGGUGGCAGCGGUGGUUCGUCGAGCAGCGCCAACAGCGUUGCCACUUCGUCCGGGUUCAAUCAAGGGUUCCAAAACGUACCCCGUCAGCCGUGGUUCACCCAAACCAGGGUUGGCGAAGAUGCAAGCAGCUCGGGCAGCGACAGUUUCAGCGCUAGCAGCGAUGAGGAAUAGACAAAAAAAGACUGAAUAAUUUUGGGGAGCCUCUUAAUCGGUGGGAGAUUUUUACGUGAGCUCUAAUUAAAACGAAUCGUAAUCGCAGUUUUUAUCAUAGUGAAACACGUAAAAAAAAAGUAGUUCUUCAAAUCGUAAACAAAUACGUGCUACGUCAUUGCUUCAUUCUCCACACCUUGGCGUAUUUUAAGACAAAAUUAACAAGCUUUGGAUCGGUGGAUUUAGACAAUCCUAUCUCGAGAUAUUGCACCUUGGAGUUUGGCACUAGCGCGAGUACCGCUAAUACUCGCGCUAACGGCUGGAGAUCUUAAACUGCGAUAUCUUGGGAUUCUUUGGUCAGAAAUCGACGAUCUAAGGCUCAUUGAAAUUGAUUGAACGCCUGCGUGAACAAUGAAAAAGUAGUGAAUUGAGAACAAAGGAAAAAACUCAUAACUCGGCUUGUAAUUUUUUCUUGAGUACCGUGUCAGAGGGGAAUGUAAACCUUUGAAAAUUGCCGCUUCCACCAUGAUUUAAGAUCUUAUAUAAAUAGUCUGAUAUUACGGUAUCUUAAAGCACGUGGUUAAAAACUAAAAAAGAAUGUAAUGAUUAGUAGUUUAAAAUAACUGAGUGGGUCCGCUUCAUAAUUACCGCGAUUUUGUCUCUACUAACAUAAUGUAUCACGCCUCUCUUCAGUUCCUUUAGCCAAUUAUUAGACCGGUCGAGUCGAGGUAGUUAAAACUUUGACUUUUGCAUCCACAAACGAAAAAUCUCGUCGCUGAAUUAUCCGGGUAGUUACAGUCUUUGUUCAUUUUUAUCCAAUCAAUUUUUUUCGAAGGAAGCUCCAUUCAUAAUAUCUCCCACUUGAUUGCUCUAUUCAUUACAUAUUUAUUACUCUUCGGAAAGAUCAUCGGCAAUGUAUAAAAUACAACUUCGCCACGAUCGCGGAACGAAUCGCCUCGAGCAACGAUGAUAUUGCUGUAAUAUGCGCAUAUAUGUGUUCAUGUGUAACUUGCAUGUAAAUGUCAAUUUGAAUAUAUAUUAUACGUCUGUACCGUGUUAAGGAAGACCACAAACACUGAACAGCCGGGAAAUACCCGAUUGGAUAAUUUUGUACGGGUAUAUGCCGAGCCCCCAGGCUACAAAUUCAUCGAGUCAAUCUUUUGAAAGUAUCUACCUGUCGUCUCCUCAAUUGGUACGCGGAUGUAAUGCCUUAUAAAUUACCACAAGCGGUAUAAACAGUGGCAUUAUGCCAUAUCGCAGGUACUAUUUAUUAACCAGCAUACACGAUAAUUUAUACAACCUCUUUUUUGGUUUCAAUAAAUGUUUAUAUUUUAAUACGUA